Varanus komodoensis (Komodo dragon) is the source of this 5764-nucleotide messenger RNA. It is a transcript of the gene PPM1B, whose product is annotated as protein phosphatase, Mg2+/Mn2+ dependent 1B. Bases 415 to 1578 code for a protein of 387 amino acids. Lineage: Eukaryota; Metazoa; Chordata; Lepidosauria; Squamata; Varanidae. Gene Ontology annotation, molecular function: manganese ion binding; magnesium ion binding; protein serine/threonine phosphatase activity. The record is from RefSeq and is a predicted model, not a curated record. The transcript has 7 exons. Gene Ontology annotation, biological process: positive regulation of canonical Wnt signaling pathway; protein dephosphorylation; positive regulation of canonical NF-kappaB signal transduction. Gene Ontology annotation, cellular component: cytosol; nucleus.
CUGACGUUGCGCGGCGGGGAAGGAGGGAGGGCCCAGUAGCGGCCGCUGGGACGGGGGCUCCCAACAUGUCGGUGCUGCUGUUUGCGCUUGGGCUGCGGGAGCAGAGGACGGUGGAGGGAGAAGCCGCGGCGUGAGGAGGAGAUACUGCUCGAGCUUUAAUCUUCCCCGUCGCCUCAGUGAGGGGAGACGGAGGCUGCCUUCGCGCGCGAGCACGGGGCUUUUAACCGAGUGAGGAAUCUACGGCCGCAGGAAAUUCCAAGAGAAAGCAAAUGUUGCAUCCUGCAUUAUCAGAAGGCUUUAAAGCAUAAUCUCUUCUGUACCUGUUGGCUGAAGGAAUGUAAACUCUAAGGUUUUUAAUCUGCACUCAAAUUGGCAGAACUGCAGUUGACAGAUUUCUUUACAAAUUAAGUAAACAUGGGUGCGUUUUUGGAUAAACCAAAAACUGAAAAGCAUAAUGCUCAUGGGGCAGGAAAUGGGCUGCGUUAUGGCCUUAGCAGUAUGCAAGGAUGGAGAGUGGAGAUGGAAGAUGCUCACACAGCUGUUGUAGGAAUUCCUCAUGGUUUAGAGGACUGGUCCUUCUUUGCUGUUUAUGAUGGACAUGCAGGAUCUCGUGUGGCUAAUUACUGCUCAAACCACUUACUAGAACACAUCACUAACAAUGAAGACUUCAGGGGAACAGAACAGCCCGGCUCUGCUCUUGAACCUUCUGUGGAAAAUGUAAAGAGUGGAAUCAGAACUGGCUUUUUGAAAAUUGAUGAAUACAUGCGCAAUUUUUCAGACCUCAGAAAUGGCAUGGACAGGAGUGGCUCAACGGCAGUGGGAGUUAUGAUUUCACCUGAGCACAUUUACUUUAUCAACUGUGGAGACUCGCGUGCUGUUCUUUAUAGGAAUGGACAAGUCUGCUUUUCUACACAGGAUCACAAGCCUUGCAAUCCAAGGGAGAAGGAGAGAAUCCAGAAUGCAGGAGGGAGUGUCAUGAUUCAGCGUGUUAAUGGCUCACUAGCAGUUUCUCGUGCUCUGGGGGACUAUGACUACAAAUGUGUUGAUGGGAAAGGUCCUACAGAACAACUUGUUUCUCCAGAACCUGAGGUUUAUGAAAUUGUAAGAGCAGAAGAGGAUGAAUUUAUUGUCUUGGCUUGUGAUGGAAUCUGGGAUGUAAUGAGCAACGAGGAGCUCUGUGAAUUUGUUAAGUCUAGGCUUGAAGUAUCAGAUGAUCUGGAAAAAGUGUGCAAUUGGGUAGUGGAUACUUGUUUACACAAGGGAAGUCGUGAUAAUAUGAGUAUUGUUCUAGUUUGCUUUUCAAAUGCUCCUAAGGUCUCAGAUGAGGCAAUGAAGAGAGAUGCAGAAUUGGAUAAGCACUUGGAAUCAAGAGUGGAAGAAAUUAUGGAGAAGUCGGGUGAAGAAGGAAUGCCAGAUCUUGCUCAUGUUAUGCGCAUUUUGUCUGCAGAGAAUAUCCCAAAUUUACCACCAGGAGGUGGCCUAGCUGGAAAGCGAAAUAUUAUUGAAGCUGUUUAUAACAGGCUGAACCCACACAGAGAGAAUGAUGGGGGUGCUGGCGAUCUAGAAGAUCCGUGGUAGCCUUACAGACCUCCUAAAAUGCUUUUGCAUCUGAAAAAAAUGGGGGAAAAACUUUUAAUCAUUUUUCUUCAAUACAAGGGAAAAAUUCUGGUGGAUUUCCAACAUUUGUGAAAUGGGCAGAAAGAAAUUAUUAGGAUUUUACAUCAUUUGUUCAUAUAUGUGUUUUCUGAUAUUGCCACUCUUAGCAUUGCCUGUACUACAGUAUUUUUACCAGCCUUGGGCGUAUUGGUUACAUCUUUAUGGAGCCUGUGCCCUAAAAACCAAGGAAGGAUUAAUGCUGGGAGCACAUCACUAAAUGUACAUAAAGUACCAUGGGAUUGUAGUUGUACUCUGAAGACACACUAUGGUUUAACAAAACAUAGAAUACAAGCACGACUUAGUGCAAGUAAUUGUAAUGAGACACUUACUUACUUCACCUUACCAAGAUGGAAGGCUUUUGCAGCUCUGGGCUUGGAAGUCAUUUCAGUUGGGCAAUAUGCUAUAGGAUGUGUAUUUUCUUUUUAAUUUUCCAGUUUUAUCUGUAUUACCAGACUGUUAGGUUUUUCCCUACAGUGUCCAAAUUGUGAUAUGUUGCCUACUGCUUGCUUAAGAUAAAAGUGUAUUUGGCAAUAAUAUAAGGAGAUUUUAGGCAUCUAAAACCAAUAAGAAUUUUACGCAUGUGUAUAACACAUCCUUAAACUCUUGCUAGAAGAAAUCUUUUUAAACCAAACAACUUAAUUUAUGGUUAGUUGUAAUUUGCUUUGACAUCUCACUCAUUGCUGCAAGUUUUUUUUAAAUGCUGAAUAUUUGCCUUUAUAAUGUAAAUUGUGAUUUUGUUCUAAAUGUGGUUUUCUAUAGUUUUUUCCUUUGAUUUCUACCAGCUUAAAAGAGAGGUCUUGUGUAAUAUGGGUAUAAUUUUUAAUUGUUUGCAUUAUUUACAAAGUUCAAAUUAUCACUUUGAGAUUACUAUAAAUACAGCUAAAAUUAUCUAUUUUAAAUCUAAGAAAAUAUUAAGAGAUAUUUUCAUGGGUUCAGUGACCUUUCAUUUUAUAAGCAAUGGGCAUGGUACAGAGUGGCCGUCACGUAAGGUACUUGAAGAUUCUUAGUUUAAUUCUAUUUUUGCAAUAACCUUAUUUUUUUCUUAAUUCUUUUGAGUUGUGCAUGUAUUGAGUCCAGUUAAUGCUGAAAGUGGAGAAGAGUAAAGUAUUUAUCUAAUAAAUAAAUAAAUAAAAGCUAUUGGGGAGGGGAAACAAUGAAUGUAUCCAUCUGUACAUGAUUUACAUGCUGUGGAUGCCUUGUAAACAUUUUCCUAUUUGUUUAAACUGUGUUUCAACGAGGAUGUAAUUACCCUUGUGUGUAGUUUAAGCUAACGACAGUCAUCAACUGGUUUUGUGUGAAAUAAAAUUCAUGGUAUUUUUCUGUACCCCCCCACCCAUCCCUAUACACAAGUGUACACUCUUAUGAUCUGGUGCCUAUAGCCAGCUUUCCCAAUCAUUUGGUUCAUUGUGUAUCUGAUUUGUUUGGGAUGGGGUGGGGGUCUAGAGAGGAUUAUUGCCACAAUAUAUUUUAUUUAUUCAUUAGAUUUUAGCCUUGUAAGUUAAAGUGUUCUAAAUGAUGAUGUUAACAGGUAUUUGUCCCUACUGGGUUUUUUUUUUUUUUUUUGGGUUGUUAAAAGCUAGGGAACGAAGAAUGCAAAAUGGUUUAUUGUUCAGACUGUCUGCUCUGGUCCAAUCCUGUACUGAUAGUACCUUCCCAGUAUGAUAUUGUGAUGUUUCAUACAAUACAGUGAACAUAACCAACUUGUUAUCUUCAAUAAAGGAUUGCUAAACCAGUGAGAAGCGCUAUUUUAUGGGGAAAGAAUUAGUGACAAAACAAAUGAUUUGUUUCUAUAAUUGUAAAUACUGAUUUUGAUGUAUAUAUUAAUGUGAUCUUUGACCUACAAGAUCUUAAGAACUUGGCCCUGAUUACAACAUUUGAUUCCAAACGACAAUUGCACAUUAUUAACACCCAGAUCUGAAUAUGUCACAAGUUCUUAAGACUUCUCACUAUUUGAAAUUCAUUUGGUCCAAGAUGGUAGAAAAUGAGCUACAGAUGAAACAAGCAGAAGGUGUUGGUACAUAAUAUGUUGAUGAGAAGGUAAACUAUGACAUCUGUUAAAAAAUACUAAAUAUUUCUCAGAUGUUAUGGUGCUCUUCAAACUACUGAGUAUAAGAAUAAUUAUUACUUCCAGGUAGUAAAAAAUUGCAGGACUGAAAAGUUUCUAAAGAAGAAGAAAAACAAUGGAAGUAUUGCCAUUACUUGCAGCAUAUUUUUCAUAGGAGAUGUAAUUGACAUGUGUACUACUGAGCUGGAUCUGUUUAUAUCAGCUUCAGAAUGCAAGUGCCUGUAUAAGUUGUCUAAACUUGCUGGAUGCCAAAGUCUACUUUUUAUACCUAAUUCUUGUUUUCCAUAGUUUAUAUGGCCAUACAUGAGAACAUACAUUGUUCCUUUUUGUUUGGUCUGUAACAACCACUAAAACUUGAAUGUAGGUAAUGUUAGCUAAUGUUUUAUUUGGUAUGUAUACUUAAUAGUUUGGCUGUAGACUACUUCCCAUUGGAUGCUCACUGGAGUAGGAGAAAGCAGUUUUUGCCUUUUUCCACCUGGGCUCAAACUGAUUUGCAAAGAAUGGGGAAUCCAGCAGGACCCUCUGCUAACCCUGGUCACUUCCAUGAACAGAAGACGACCUACCACUUGAAAAGCGGACACUCUGGAUCCAUCCCAGCAGAUUUGAAAGGAUGUCACUGGGGUUAAUUUGUUUGCCAAGGUAAAUUGUGUCAAAUAUUUGCCCUUUCAAAAUUACAGUCUUGUUGCCAGAAUCUUGCAGAAAAGGUCCUUGACAGGUUUGAAGUGUAACCUAAAGUCUUUACUAAAGGUUCAUUGUCAUUGGCUUGUAAUAAUGGCUUGGUGAAACUUGCAGUUUAAACAGUUUAAAAUGUGUGGAAUACAUAGAUCCUAAGGCUCUGAUAAUGGCUGACAAUAGUUCCUCUGAACCUUUUUCUAACAGCACCAUUAAAUUAAAGCUUUGUUGCUCUGCUAUACCCUAUAUAGUACUGACUUACGCAAGUAAGUCAACGAAAGGGGAUUACAACAAAUACCUUGAUGUAUCUAGGUUGUUGCUUUACCUAGGAGUGAAGCUGGGCUUUCUUAUUACUGAAAUAGCCCCAACUAAUCUGCAUCCACAGAGCAGCUUUCAGCCAACUGCAGGGCGGAUGUCUGUUUGCUUUAUUGGCAGACCAUCAAUUCCACUGAAACAUGAUCUUAAGCUAAGUCUUGGCUUACUUCCACAUCAAUACUUUCUUCUUAAUGCCUGCUCCCACCACUGCUUGCUGUGUUAAAACUGCCAGUAACUUGAUGCAGAGGCUCAGGGCACAAUGUGUUCUAUUGUUCAAGAAUUAGAGGAACCAACCAAAUAAUAGUUCAGUCUGCUGUGUUACUCAGAAGUAAGGCCUGUUGUUUGCAAAGGGAAGACAGCCUUAGAAGCUUGGAGCUGUGUGGUGGUAGCUCAAAACUUGAUUCCGUCAGGGCUAAGCAACUUGUAGGCCAUAAUUUUCAGCAGCCAUGGGCAACAUAGCCAAUGAUAUGAGUUGCAGGACAAAACAGCUGGAGGAUGACAUGUUGCACAAGUCUACAUGGUUAGUAGUUCACUGUAUCAAUCAGGAUGGAUUGUUUCUCUUCCUGUCCCUGACCUUGUCACCAGUGCUGCAAAUGUUCUCCCUCAUUUAUAAUGGUUUGGUGAAUAUGCUGAAAUUCAUGUGAUGACUUGCUGCUAAUGAUUCUGGUUGCCCUGUGGAACAUCUGCCAACUGGUCUGAAUUUCAGGCAGCCAUCACACUUUCAUUAAUUUCAGCUGAUCACCCUGUCUGAUCUCUGUUCAUCUGACUUGCUCUGCUUUGGAUGUCAAAGGUGACCAAUAUAGGAAAAAGGAUCAAUAGUGUUGAAGUACAUCUUUUGAUUGGUUAUUGCUUUUUGCAUUCUUUAACUCUCAAUAUCACAACUGUAACUUUCAGUUUUGAAGUCUAUGAAUGAAUGGUAUUGUGUGCUUAACAUAUAAAAAGGAAUAUUAAAGUGAGGUCAACUUUAUAUUUGACCUGGGCUAAUCCUCCAAUAUAAGGAAUUGUAUUAACCUGAAAGGGAUGAGAAAUUGGUCUAAUAAAAAUUGGUGUCUUGCU